Molecule: messenger RNA, 595 nt
Organism: Styela clava
Lineage: Eukaryota; Metazoa; Chordata; Ascidiacea; Stolidobranchia; Styelidae
Source: RefSeq, a predicted model, not a curated record
AUGUUAUCGAGUCGGGAGGUUUGGUAAUACCUGUGGUGAAGUUGUGGUACUAGCGCUAUGGGAAAACCAACAGCGCAAAAUAACAACAAUUCUAAUAAUACCAAACGGCAUAAUACCGGAAAGCAAAUUCUUGGAAUAUUGCGAAAAAGAGUGAUGAAGAAGAAAAAGUCUACAAGCAGUUUGCUUUCUAAAACAUUCGAUAAAUUUCGCAAAAGCGAACUUCGAGAAAAACUUCCAGAAUACUACAUAGGACCCUCUACUUCAGUGUGCAGUUCGACUACGAAGACAUGGACCAGCUAUCUUGAUGAUGACAAGGAGGAAUCCUACGACGAAGAAGACAACAAUCAAAACAUCGGAAUGAAAUUGGAAAAUAAAAAGCAAAUUGAAUUGGCAAAAGAAAUAGAGAUGAAAGAAAAACUACUUGAAAUUGAACGAGAAAGAUUGGCAAUUGCUAAAAAGCUAAUCAGAGCUGAAAAACACAUCCAUGGGAUAAACAAGCAUACUUCUCUCUAAUUAUUUUUUUGCUUUUCACAAUCAAUCACGUUAAUUAAAAAUAUUUUCCAUGACGUUGGCAAUAAAUUCUAAAUACCGUUAA